AUGGUAGGCACGACAUUAGUAAGAAUGGCUAUCAAUGUAAUGAAGAGUCAAAACGCUGAUGAGAUUGUGCUUGAAACUGAACACACCAAUGUUGGUGCACUUUCAUUAUACCAAAAUCUGGGAUUUAUUAGAGACAAAAGAUUAUAUCGGUACUAUCUUAAUGGCGUGGACGCAUUUCGACUAAAAUUGUUUUGUAGAGAUGGCGUUGCAAGUGGAGCAGAAAAUGACAAUAAUUUAAACAGAAAUCAAGCAUCAACAUCAACAAAGGAAAAUGAUAGUUGUUUAAAUAGUAGCAAUAUUAGAAAUUAA
Molecule: messenger RNA, 309 nt
Organism: Ambispora gerdemannii
Lineage: Eukaryota; Fungi; Glomeromycota; Glomeromycetes; Archaeosporales; Ambisporaceae
Source: the annotation of a GenBank genome assembly